Molecule: messenger RNA, 1656 nt
Organism: Lagenorhynchus albirostris (white-beaked dolphin)
Lineage: Eukaryota; Metazoa; Chordata; Mammalia; Artiodactyla; Delphinidae
Gene: GRK7
Product: G protein-coupled receptor kinase 7
Exons: 4
Coding region: 1-1656 (551 amino acids)
Biological process (GO): protein phosphorylation; signal transduction; regulation of signal transduction
Cellular component (GO): cytoplasm
Molecular function (GO): ATP binding; rhodopsin kinase activity
Source: RefSeq, a predicted model, not a curated record
AUGGUCGACAUAGGGGGCCUGGACAACCUGAUCGCCAACUCGGCCUACCUGCAGGCGCGGAAGUCCUCGGACGCCGACAGCAAGGAACUGCAGCGCCGACGCCGGACCCUGAUGCUGCCCGGGCCGCAGAGCUGCGAGCAGCUCCGCCAGGCCCCGCCCAAAGACUUCCACAGCCUGUGCGAGCAGCAGCCCAUCGGCCGCCGCCUCUUCCGGGACUUCCUAGCCACGGUGCCCGCGUACCAGGAGGCCGUGGGCUUCCUGGAGGAGGUACAGAGCUGGGAGCUGGCCGAAGAGGGUCCCGCCAAGGGCAGCACGCUGCAGGGGCUGGUGGCCACUUGUGCGGCCUCCCCGGGGCACCCACACCCCUUCCUCAGCCCAGCUCUGGUCACCAAGUGCCAAGCAGCCACCACGGAGGAAGAGCGAGCAUCCCUGGUGGAGCUGGCCAAGGCUGAGGCCAUGGCCUUCUUGCAGGACCAGCCCUUCCUAGAGUUCCUGGCCAGCCCCUUCUAUGACAAGUUUCUGCAGUGGAAAGUCUUUGAGAUGCAACCCGUGUCAGACAAGUACUUCGAAGAGUUCCGGGUGCUGGGGAAAGGUGGUUUUGGGGAGGUAUGUGCUGUCCAGGUGAAAAACACCGGCAAGAUGUAUGCCUGUAAGAAACUGGACAAGAAGCGGCUGAAGAAGAAAAAUGGUGAGAAAAUGGCUCUCUUGGAAAAGGAAAUCUUGGAGAGGGUCAGCAGCCCUUUCAUUGUCUCUCUGGCCUAUGCCUUUGAGAGCAAGUCCCAUCUCUGCCUGGUUAUGAGCCUGAUGAAUGGGGGAGACCUCAAGUUCCACAUUUACAGCGUGGGCGAGCGGGGCCUGGACAUGAGCAGGGUGGUCUUCUACUCGGCCCAGAUGACCUGCGGCGUGUUGCACCUCCACUCCCUCAGCAUCGUCUACCGGGACCUGAAGCCCGAGAAUGUGCUUCUGGACGACCUUGGCAACUGCAGACUGUCCGACCUGGGGCUGGCUGUGGAGAUCCGGGAUGGCAAGCCCAUCACCCAGAGGGCUGGAACCAAUGGUUAUAUGGCUCCUGAAAUCCUAAUGGAAAAAGCGAGUUAUUCCUAUCCUGUGGACUGGUUUGCAAUGGGAUGCAGUAUUUAUGAAAUGGUUGCUGGACGAACACCAUUCAAAGAUUACAAGGAAAAAGUCAGUAAAGAGGAUUUAAAGCAAAGAACACUGGAAGAGGAAGUCAGAUUCCAACACGAUAACUUCACAGAGGAAGCAAAAGACAUUUGCAGACUCUUCUUGGCUAAGACACCAGAGCAACGCUUAGGAAGCAGAGAAAAGUCUGAUGAUCCCAGGAAACACCAUUUCUUCAAAACCAUCAACUUUCCUCGCCUGGAAGCUGGCCUAGUUGAGCCUCCAUUUGUGCCAGACCCAUCAGUGGUUUACGCCAAAGAUAUUGGUGAAAUUGAAGAUUUCUCUGAGGUUCGAGGAGUUGAAUUCGAUGAUAAAGAUACGCAGUUCUUCCAAAGAUUUGCAACAGGUGCUGUCCCUAUAGCUUGGCAGGAAGAGAUUAUAGAAACGGGGCUGUUUGCCGAAUUGAAUGACCCCAACAGGCCCGCAGGUUGCGGGGAGGGUAAUUCGUCUAAGUCUGGUAUAUGUUUGCUAUUAUAA